This is a messenger RNA of Trypanosoma rangeli, 1221 nucleotides long. RefSeq names its product putative serine incorporator. The coding region runs from base 1 to 1221 and encodes 406 amino acids. Lineage: Eukaryota; Euglenozoa; Kinetoplastea; Trypanosomatida; Trypanosomatidae. Gene Ontology annotation, cellular component: membrane. The record is from RefSeq and is a predicted model, not a curated record. The transcript has a single exon.
AUGCCUGAAGACGGGGAAAAAAUGACUGCGACAUCCAACAACAGCGGGAUCUUCACCCCCGGUGUGAUGCUGCGGGUGCAGUACGCCUGUUACCUCCUCGUUGGCCUUAUCGCCACGAUGCUCCUUCGCAGCUCUCUUGCGGGUGUCUUCAGUCAUGUUCCCAUCCUUCAAAAGGGGUGCAACUUCGCCACCAGCGCCUCAAGUGACCUCUGCACUGGGGAGGUGCUCGUCUACCGCGUCAGCUUCGCGCUGGCGGUGUUUUUCUUUCUGCACCUGCUGUCCGUCUCUGACCUUACGUGUUGCAUCUCUAGCGAGGCCCGGGCGGAGUUUCAGAGGCGCUUCUUUUACGCAAAAACAAUUCUCGUCGUGGGGUUGUUAGCCGCCACUUUUUGGAUCCCAAAUCAUUUUUUUGGGGUCUAUGCGUACGCCUGCCUCUUUGCCUCCGCGUUUUUCCUCCUCCUGAACGUCGUCUUCCUUGUGGAUUUCAGUUAUCAGUGGAGCGAGGACUGGGGACGCCGGAGCGAAGUGGCCCCCAAGUGGAUGUGGUACCUGCUGGGCUUAGCAGUCUUGACCUACUUGGGGGGCGUUGGCGUGAACAUUGCCGCGUUUGUUAUGUACGUCCCGCACUCGGACUGCAACUUCAAUGCAUUUGCAAUCACCAGUGUGCUUGUGGGCGCUCUCUUUUUCACCGUCUUGUCUAUUUGGGUUCCACACGGCUCGAUUGUUCCCAGUGGCAUCGUAUUUUUGUACACCAGCUGUGUCAUGUUUGCUACCCUUCGUACUGGCACGGAUGCGCAGUGCAACCGUCUUGCUGUGCCCGAGGGCCAGACGGGCUCGGUGACGCAAAUGAUCCUUGCAAGCGUCGUCAGCAGUUUUGCACUCGGCUACAGUGCUGUGUCUUCUGGAGGUAACAGCAGCGCGCUUGGCAUCGGCCGUAACGAGGAGGGUGAGGAGGAGGAUCCGGACGAGAUUGGACACUUGAGUCAAUACAUAUUCUUCUACGCCACGAUGAUGUUGGGCUCGAUGUACCUUGCGAUGCUGGCAACCGGUUGGCACGUGAGCGGCAUGGGCAAGGACACCCUGCUGGGAAGCAUUAACAUUGCCUUUUGGGUGCGCAGUGCGACAGUGUGGGCGGCGGCACUGCUGUACAUCUGGUCUCUCCUGGCACCGUACUUCUGCUGUAGAGACCGCGACUUCGGCUACGACGUGGAUGACUGGUGA